CUUGCCUCUCUCUGAUCGAUACACAUAGACAAGAACACCAUGGCCUCCCUUGUCUUCCUCGUGGCGCUGCUGCUCUCAUGCAGCUCCAUGAGCAGCGCAGCACGGCACCUAGAGGAGGCCGUGCCCAAGAAGGAGUAUCCACCACAUCCGAUCGUCCCGGAGCUGCCAAAGCCCGAACUCCCGCCGCACCCCGCCGUGCCCGAGCUGCCCAAGCCUGAGCCACCGCACACUCUCGUGCCCGAAGUGCCACACCCCAUGGUGCCCGACGUGCCAAAGCAUGAACUACCGCCGCACCCUGCUGUGCCCGAGCUGCCGAAGCCUGAAGUGCCGCAUCCAGUUGUGCCUGAGGUAGCAAAGGAGCCCGAAGUGCCACAUCCCGUGGUGCCCGAGGUGCCAAAGAACGAACUACCUCCGCACCCUGCUGUGCCCAAGCUCCCGAAGCCUGAAGUGCCGCAUGUGCCCGAGGUGGCUAAGGAGCCUGAAGUGCCACACCCCGUCAUGCCGGAGGUGCCAAAGGAGCACGAACUGCCGCACCCCAUCGUGCCGGAGGUGCCAAAGGAGCACGAGCUGCCGCACCCUGCCAUACCAGAGUUGCCGAAGCCUGAAAUGCCACACCAUGCCGUGCCAGAGGCGCCGAAGGAGCCCCAUGUGCCACACCCUGAGGCGCUGAAGGAGCCCGAGUUACCGCACCCUAUUGUGCCAGAGGUCCCGAAGCACGAAAUGCCGCCGUUCCCCAAAGCUGAGCUGCCCCCGAAGCCCGAGUUCCAUUUUCCAAAGCCAGAGACCAAGCCAUGAUCGGACUAGCUCAUCCCCACAGUACCCAUUAUCUAAGUAUUAUUAAACUAUAUUAUAUACAUGUGUGUGUGUGUGUGUGUGUGUGUGUGUGUGUGUGUGUGUGUGUGUGUGUGUGUGUGUGUGUGUGCCGUUAGAGCCCGCACUCUAGUUCCUGACGAGAGCGUUAUGUCUGAGUGGUAUUGCAUGGUGCAACUGUUCAAUCUGUUCCUUUUAUGUAAAUGCACGAUGUAUAUGAUAUGCACAUGAAUAAAUAUAUUUGUGUUUGGAGUUUCAGA
Triticum dicoccoides is the source of this 1070-nucleotide messenger RNA. RefSeq names its product protein PELPK1-like. The transcript has a single exon. NCBI's taxonomy places the organism in Eukaryota, Viridiplantae, Streptophyta, Magnoliopsida, Poales, Poaceae. The record is from RefSeq and is a predicted model, not a curated record. The coding region runs from base 40 to 795 and encodes 251 amino acids.